Ostertagia ostertagi is the source of this 423-nucleotide messenger RNA. The record is from the annotation of a GenBank genome assembly. NCBI's taxonomy places the organism in Eukaryota, Metazoa, Nematoda, Chromadorea, Rhabditida, Trichostrongylidae.
AUGGGCAAUAAUUUAUACAGGAAAACUCUUCUGGAGAGGUGGCGGAAGACGGCUGACAGUUUUCCAGAGUUGAAUGUGUCAGUGUACGAUGACUAUGGGCCAUUCUUGGACCAGUUCGAUUCAAUGCUACCAGCAACUAUUUCAACGUCGAUCUGUACAUUAUUUUGCAUGAUGAUCGUAUGCUUCCUGUUCAUGUACAAUCUAUUCACCGUCGUGAUUGCCACAAUGUCCAUCAUAUCAAUUUGUACAGGAGUUUUUGGUCUACUCUCGCUUUGGAGUAUUGAUCUGGAUCCAAUUUCAAUGUCGACAACAAUUAUGUCAAUUGGACUCAGUGUCGACUUUCCAGCCCACAUCACCUUUCACUAUUUCAGAGCAGGUGUAGAGGAACCGGGCUCUACACCUGCCAGAAGAGUUGCAAAAUAA